ACGUCUCGGUUUCGUUGGUGAGUCUCGUGCGACCGAGACUGACGCUGUGUUCUUCCUGUCAAACUUUAUUACGGGUAAAAAAAAUUAAGAGAAACACGAUUAACGAAUUAUUUGAACGAUAUUAAACCAUACCAAUGAAUUGCUGGGGCUGCACUUGGUUCAGUCUCGCUCUGACAUUGACAGAGUUUCAAGUCUCCACGUGUUCUCCAACCCUCGAAUCUCCUGCGACAGUGAAAAAAGACAAUGACGUACGAACCUUUUGGGACUUCUCCUCGGAAGGUAGCCCAAAAAGUACCUUAACGCUCGAUCAAACUUUCUUACCGGAAACAGCGACGAGAGAGCCACGUGCGCAACGAGGAUGCGGCAUGAGCACGAACAGCGUUACCAGAGUCGUGGGCGGCAGACCUGCCAGCUCGUCCGAUUGGCCAUGGAUGGUUGCCCUUCUUCGACAGGACGCUAAACACUAUUGCGGUGGUGUUUUAAUAACCGAUCGACACGUACUCACCGCUGCUCAUUGUGUCCACAAACUGAGAACCCGUGACAUCAAAGUACGUUUGGGAGAGUACGAUUUUUCAAGACGCAACGAGCCUCGAACGUUGGAUUUUUGGGUAACGGAUAUACGAAUUCACGAGGGUUUCGAUUCCUUGAAUUACAACAAUGAUAUCGCAAUACUGAAGAUCCAUCGACCGACUGCUUUCAACAAUUACAUUUGGCCAAUAUGUUUGCCACCAGUUGGAAUGUCGUUUGAGAACAAAAGUGGAAUUAUAACAGGUUGGGGAACGCAGCGUUACGGUGGUGUCGCCAGUAAUGUUCUGAUGGAAGUACAAGUACCUGUGUGGCCUCAAAGGCUCUGUGUUAGCAGAUUCACUUACCCCAUUCCAGACAGCGUCAUGUGUGCUGGAGCUUACGAAGGAGGACGAGACGCUUGUCAGGGUGAUUCCGGUGGACCUUUGCUCCAUCGCUUGGGAAACGGAAGAUGGGUGAACAUCGGUAUAGUGUCGUGGGGAAUACGCUGCGGAGAGCCCGGACAUCCGGGUAUUUACACGAGGGUGAGCACUUACCUGGACUGGAUAUUCGCAAACGCAAUUUUUUGAACUUUCCUCCUUCGCCGGUAGCAGCACACAAAAUCGAGCGAUCAGAAAAAUAUUCAAAAACAAUUAAACUUUAUUUUCCGUAAUAUUCGUCGUUAUACAUCGUUAAAAGAGUUUUAUGUACGUUCGACAUAAAUAGAACAUGUUUUAUAUCUUCACGCUCUCACCAA
This is a messenger RNA of Venturia canescens, 1261 nucleotides long. Its product is annotated as proclotting enzyme-like. The transcript is spliced from 5 exons. Gene Ontology annotation, biological process: proteolysis. The coding region runs from base 135 to 1094 and encodes 319 amino acids. Lineage: Eukaryota; Metazoa; Arthropoda; Insecta; Hymenoptera; Ichneumonidae. Gene Ontology annotation, molecular function: serine-type endopeptidase activity. The record is from RefSeq and is a predicted model, not a curated record.